This is a messenger RNA of Acaulospora morrowiae, 153 nucleotides long. The record is from the annotation of a GenBank genome assembly. NCBI's taxonomy places the organism in Eukaryota, Fungi, Glomeromycota, Glomeromycetes, Diversisporales, Acaulosporaceae.
CCACAAGAAGAGCUAAAGAAUCAACAGACCAAUAAUAAGAGUUCAGAAGAGCAACAAACGCAAUAUCAAGAUGCAGAAGAAGUGGUCAUGGAUAAGAAAGAAACCCCUCUGGCAACAUACAAGGCAAUUAACAAGAAGGCAGCAGAAAGAUAA